ACUUUGUGUUGCCGCCGCUGGUUGUUAGGAGAAGGAAUGUGGAAGUCAGCGGCGUGCGGGGCGGCGGGCUGCUCGGGCCGGCUGCCGCGGCGAUCCCCGCCCUCCCCGCGCCACUCGCCGAGGCCCCGCGCGGCCGGCGGCCCCGUCCUGCCCGGCCUCUGAAGGGAAGGCGGCCGGCAGCCGGAGAGGCGGCGGGCCAGGGGCAGGAGCAGGAACCCGGCGGACGCUGGAUCCGGACGCGGGCUGGGAGCGGAGGUCGCUGCUGGCGCCUCCCGGCGCGGAGCCUCGCGCUGCCGCGCUCUCCGCCGCUUUCCCCGGCGCUUUUUUCAAUGACUUGAGCGACGCUGGGGGGUGGGGGGAGGAAAAGAAAAAACCUGUCAAGAUGGCAGCAGUAGGAGCAAGGAGGUUAUGAACGUAGUGUUGAUGCUGGAGCCAGCCCCGUCCUCCUGGCAGCCCGGCGGCCCCCGGACCUGUUGGAAGACUGCACAUUUUACUGCGUUUGGUUCGGAUCAGUUGUUUUUUGGGUGAUUUUUGGUGGUUGUUUUUUUUUUUUUUUUUUUUGCGCCGCCCCCCGCAAGAAGGAGGGGAGGAAGCCCAGGGUGGCGGCUUCUCACCUGUUCCGCUGGAUGUGAAUUGUUAUUGGUAUUAUUUUUUGCUUGAUUUUUUUUUUUGUCGGAGGGGAAGGGAGGGGGGCGGACAUAGGAAAGCGACCUGCGAAGCUGUGAGCCCCGUCGGAGGCGGCCAGGACUUCGGUGUGAAGGAGGCACAAAAGUCUUCGGUGCCACUGGAAGGACGUGGCUCCUGCCGCCGGCGGGCAGAGCAGCGCGGGCAGCCGAGCGAGGAGGAAGCGCGGUGCCCACGCGGCGGGGCCGGCUCGGCGCUGGGGGCUGCGGGGAGGGGGCGCUGCCUCCCGCCGCCGGGAGCCGCACGGAGUGAAACAUAAACACACACACCGCGCACACCAGCCACACGCAGGCGACACACACACCAGAUACACACGCGCGCGCACAGCACAACACAACACAGGCGACGCAUACGCAUAGACACAAUCGCACAACACACACCUAGACAUACACACGCAUAGAAACACGCACACGAGAAAGGGCACACAGCUACACACCGGACACACACGCGCAAGCACAGACAGACCCCCCCCGCCCCAGAGCCGGCUGCCGGCGGCGCCCGGUCCCAGCCCGCGGGGCGCCACAUCUGGUGCAUCUGGCGGCGCUCGCGUUUGGCGUGUGGCGGGCGGGCCGGGGUGGGCGGGGGGCGUGGUGCGGGUGUGGGUGUGGGUGCGGGCGGGUGCUGUGCUAGGCAGGAUCUUCAUGGCGAGCGGGGGCAUGUGCGCCCGGCUGCCCCCGGCCUGCUAGGCAGCGAGAACAGUGGCAGAGCAGCGGCAGCCUCCCGCCGGAGCCGGAGCCGCGAGAAGAUGGCAGAGGCGUCGCCGCCCGCGCCCCCGUCGCCGCUGGACGUGGAGCUGGACCCCGAGUUCGAGCCCCAGAGCCGGCCGCGCUCCUGCACUUGGCCGCUGCAGAGGCCCGAGCUGCAAGGCAGCCCGUCCAAGCCCGCGGGGGAGGCGGCCGCCGACGCCGCCUCCAUGAUCCCCGAGGAGGACGACGACGACGAGGACGGGGGCGGCUCGGCCAUGGCCAUCGGCGGCGCCGGGCCCAGCGGCGGGGACGCGGCGCUGGUGCCGGACGAGGCGGCGCGGCUGCUGGUCCCGGGGCCGGCCGGGGCCGGGCUGGGCGCGGGGCCGGGCGCGGGGGCCGCCGCCACCGCCUCUUCGGCCCCGCGCAAGUGUUCGUCGCGGCGCAACGCGUGGGGCAACCUGUCGUACGCCGACCUGAUCACCCGCGCCAUCGAGAGCGCCCCGGACAAGCGCCUCACGCUCUCGCAGAUCUACGACUGGAUGGUGCGCUGCGUGCCCUACUUCAAGGAUAAGGGCGACAGCAACAGCUCGGCCGGCUGGAAGAACUCAAUCCGGCAUAACCUAUCACUUCAUAGUCGAUUCAUCAGGGUGCAGAAUGAAGGAACCGGGAAAAGCUCUUGGUGGAUGAUCAACCCAGAUGGUGGGAAAGGAGGGAAGGCCCCAAGGAGACGUGCUGUUUCCAUGGACAAUAGCAACAAGUACACUAAGAGCAGGGGGCGAGCAGCUAAGAAGAAGGCAACCCAACAAGCCGCACAAGAAUUGAGUGAUGACAGCCCUUCUCAGCUUUCCAAGUGGCCAGGGAGCCCAACAUCCCGUAGCAGCGAUGAGUUGGAUGCCUGGACAGAUUUUCGAUCUCGUACAAAUUCAAAUGCCAGUACAAUAAGUGGCCGCUUGUCACCCAUAUUGGCAAGUACUGAACUGGAUGAUGUUCAGGAUGAUGAUGCUCCACUUUCCCCAAUGCUGUACAAUAGUCCAUCAAGCUUGUCCCCAUCAGUAAAUAAGCCGUGUACAGUUGAGUUGCCUCGGCUAACCGAUAUGGCAGGCACAAUGAACUUAAACGAUGGACUGACGGAUAAUCUCAUGGAUGAUCUUUUGGACAAUAUAACGCUCCCCUCUUCCCAGCAGUCACCUUCUGGGGGGCUGAUGCAAAGAAGCUCCAGUUUUCCAUAUGGCUCCAAAGGUUCGGGUCUUGGUUCUCCAUCCAGUAGUUUCAACAAUGCUGUGUUUGGACCAUCCUCUCUGAAUUCCCUCCGCCAGUCUCCCAUGCAAACUAUACAAGAGAACAAGCAAGCUACCUUUUCCUCCAUUUCUCAUUACAACAACCAGACGCUUCAGGACCUGCUGGCAUCUGAUUCGCCUAGUCACAGUGAUGUCAUGAUGACGCAGUCAGAUCCGCUCAUGUCACAAGCCAGCACUGCUGUGUCUGCCCAAAACUCACGCAGGAAUAUAAUGCUUCGUAAUGACCCAAUGAUGUCAUUUGCUGCUCAGUCCAACCAGGGAAGUUUGGUCAGUCAAAACCUGCUCCACCACCAGCAUCCAUCUCCGAAUUCUCCUCUUAGUGGCAGCCGUGCCUUGUCGAAUUCAGUCAGUAACAUGGGCUUAAAUGACACGAACAGCUUGGGGUCAGCCAAACACCAGCAGCAGUCACCUGUCAAUCAGUCUAUGCAAACACUUUCUGAUUCACUCUCAGGCUCUUCUUUGUAUUCUGCUGGUGUGAACCUUCCAGUCAUGGGACAUGAUAAAUUCCCAAGUGAUUUGGACCUGGAUAUUUUCAAUGGGAGCUUGGAAUGUGACAUGGAGUCCAUUAUCCGCAGUGAGCUCAUGGAUGCAGAUGGGUUGGAUUUUAAUUUUGAUUCCCUCAUCUCAGCUCAGAACGUUGUCACUCUAAAUGUGGGGAACUUCACUGGUGCUAAACAGGCUUCAUCACAGAGUUGGGUGCCUGGCUGAAGGACUGCUGGGAACAGAGGAAAUGGGCAAAGCAGGCCCUUAAACUGACACGAGACAUAAAGAGAGAACCCUUUGCCAAAUCUGCUGUCAGCAAGUGGACAGUACUGUUUACAGCUUAUGACCUUUGUGAACCCUGCAUAAUUUUCCUAAUGAAGCUGAGACUGUUAAUGGGCCCCAUACCCGAGUGAAGAUCCUCCCGUUUUGGAACUGAACUCAUUCUGAAGUAUGCAAAAUCUUCCUUUUCUGGGAUGGUCAAGCACCUAUUGUGGAGACAGUGUUGAACACCAUCCUGUCAAAAACACACUGUAUAGCCUUUACAGUAGUUAUUUGUCAUUGAGUCUGUGGUGUUUCAAUAUAUUAAUGGUUUAUGGGAUGUUUUAAGUUGGCGUUUAUUUUCAGGGGGUUUCCCCAUCUGCCCCCAAAAUCUCCAAUUUGUUUAUUUUUAUUUAGAUGUUUAAAUCAUUUUCUUUUUCUCUCCCUGGUGAAUCUAAGAUACAACAGAUGCACAAUGAAAGUCCAUGCUAAUUACCAUCACUUAACAUUGCUUCCAACACCAACAGGUCCUGAGUAUGCAUCUUUUGCUACACCAAUCAAGAGUGAAUGAAUUCCAGAGAGAGGUGAUUUGUGUGUGGUUUUUCUUGUUUGUUUGUUGAUUUUUUUUCCUCAAAUCUUUUAUUAAAUAUAAAUGGUACACAUCUGUUUUUCAUAAGCUUCAAACCAGGGUUGAUUAUAAAACAAGGGAAACUAUUAAGGUUGAAUCCUGUCCAGUGCAUCCUGAGCUAGGAUGCUUUUCAUAGUGUUUACAGAUUCAGCACCUGAUUUGCUGUAAAACAGAUCAGUCUCACCUAUUGCUUUAUGUUACCACUGCCCUGAUGGCUGCAGUGAACAGAGUUGAGCUAUCUCAGCAGUUCGGAACAAGCUAUAAGCUGAGUUGCCCACCCCUUGCCAAGCAAGUUGAACAUAACCGGUGAGGAUCUGGUUUUAAAAAAGAAAAACAGAGGAAAUGAUAAUGUACUAUAUUAAAGAAAAGAUACACUCACAGUGCACACAUCAGCAGUGACUUGUAGCAGAAACCUCAGAAGUUCAAACACAAAUCAGUGCAGGGUUAGCUUAUUGCAUCAUUGAUUUUUCUUACAAACAUAUCCUUGAUUAUUUUUUUCCUUCUCACUAUGCGAAAUCCAAUCUGGACGAAGAAGCAAGGAGAGGGAAAGGCAAGGAAGCAAUAUCAUACAAAUGACUUUUCAUGUAGGUGUAGAUUGUAAUCGGAUAAAUGACACUGAAAGACGAGGCAGUUUUAUAUAUUUUGCUUAUAUGGGUUUCUUUUGUAAAAUGAAUAAUAAUGAAUGAAUAAUAAUGAAUAAAAGGUAUGGUGCUGUAUAGAUCCUCUCUAUAAUCUGGAAAAUUUGAUUACUUUUUAUUAGUAUUGGGGGGGGAGGAAUAAAGGGGAGAAAACAUCAAUGGUACAUAAGAACUUGCUGUGAAAAAAGCUCUGAAUAGGACAGUGUAUACAUAAUUCUCCAAAGUGAUAUAUGAAGUUUUUUUUUCUUUGCAUAAAAGCAUUAUGCAUAUAAAUAUAUAAAUAUAUUUUAUUAUGUACAGAAACAGAUCAUUAUGCAUGAAUGUUAGAAAGACAAGCUAGCAUUUUAACCCAAAGUUUCAGUGCAUGAGUUCCCACUGACACAUGUACCAUGCAAUGUGGAGUGACUCCUUUUGGCCACCAUGCACACACACCUACACACAAGUGCACGCACAGAGACUCUCGCACCUGUACCCAUUUGUGGGCCCCAUCUUGCUCCUUACUUUUCAGUUUCCUGAGGUAAUACUGGUGAUAUAACAGCUCCUAGUGUGAUGGAAGUUUUGUUUUGUAUUGUAACCUCCUCAUGCUUGUGCUGUUCUAUUUUCUAGAUGAACCUGCUGAUUUCAUCACGCAGUUUACUGCCUAUGUAAACUCUGUGCAGUUGUGGUUAUAGUAGACCCCUAGCAUAUCAACUCUUCCAAGCAGCUGAGAGUUUAUCAAUAAAAACAGCAGACCUUUCUUUUUUUAAUUAAGGUGGUGUAUUUGUUAAUGGCAGAUUCUAGUUUAGGGAAUUUUCUUCAUCAGAAUUAACUAAUGAACAAUAUUGGUGUCUCCCCUUGAGAAGAUACUUCUUGUAGCCAGUUCUCCAGGUUGAUAGUGUUGUCCUACAGUUAUCUGUUUUAGGGGUCUGUUUCUCUUAAGAGUUCAGGUGUAGGUAUCGUUUACCAAAGUUAGUAUAGAGCCUCAUGACAGUUGUUCAUUGCACUCAAUGUGUGUAACAUUAUCCACCAAGUUUUUAGGUACAUCGUUAAAUGUGAGUUAGGCUGAGGGUAUUUUUUACAUUUUUUUGGUCCUCUAUCACAUUGCUCUUGCGGACUGGAGGAAUUCUUUUCUUCAAGCCACUCCACAGCUGCUACUCCACUACUCGGGCCACACUUAGCCUUUGUGCUGCCUCUAUGUCCCUUCUGCAGUGGGGAAUGGCUGGCUUCAUUUCCUGGAUCCCUGCUGUACAGUCACAGAUUGCAAGUGAACUCUACACAUUCAGAUGUUCACCCCUGCAGCCCUCCCACAAUCUGCCCCAACUGCACCCCCCUUCCAUGUUUUGAAGGAGAGAGGGAUUGAAGUUGGUGAGCAGAAAUUGGUUCCAGAUUUACAGUUGUACACAAUUCUGCAAUCUUUAUUCAGUAGAAGUCUCCCCUGAAAGCCAGUGGAGCUAUCUGCAUAGGGAUGGCAGAAUUGAGUCAUGACUGCCUACUAAUAACACAGAACAAGUUGUGUUCAAUGUUAGGCCUGAGGGGACACGAACUAGUGGUUUUAGGUUUUUAUAGGUAUGGAAGCUAGUCUUGUCAAAUGGAAGGGAAGGAGUUUGUUUGAACAGACUAGGCCAAAUUCUGCUGUGUUAAAGCAAUCAGAAUGCAGAAUAACUCCACUGAAAUAAGUAGAGUUAAAUCUGGAUUUACAACGGCAUAGAUGAGAGAAGAGAAUGUGAUCCUCUCUGUUUAGACUAUGAAGGAAAAGCAGUUGAUUCAGAGGCAACCAAUCAAUGGCAGAGAAGCUAAAAAAUUCCUAAAUUUUUUGUUAAAUGAUGGGCUUGAUCCUACUCCUUCUGUAUCUGAUGGUGUCACUUUCAUUGGCCUGUGUAGUGUAGGUUGGGCCUCCUUUGUAGAGGAAGAGCCUGUACUCGCUGGGGAGAGGUGGACACUUAUUAGGACUUUUCUGUCUCUAAUUUCAGUGGCCAAAAUUUUGAAACUUAAGUGCCUCAAGUCAAGCAACCAAGACUGGGAUUUUAAAAGGAUCUGGAGGAGUUAUGUGCUCUACUCAUUGCUUUUCAGUGGGAGUAGUGUACCUAAUUCUUACUGCCUUGUUGGAAAAAUUCCAGCCUUUAGAUGUAGGUGCUUCCAGAGGUGCUGAAUAAUCACAAUUCUUAUAGAAUUCAAAGAGCCACUAUCAAGUAUGGAUUUAAAGUGACUAACUUCACAAAUCUGCAUUUUUUAAAACUUUGGCCUUUGAUUCCAUGAAUGCUUUUAAGGAGUAAAACUUUCCUCCUGUAAUCAUGUCCGACAGGUAGUCUCAGAAGAAAUAUAUAGGACAUUGUUUAAAUUCUUUGUUUAAAAAGUUAUAAAAAAGGUCAUGUUUAUGCAGUUUGGACAAUUGCAUGCAUCUGUUUUUAUUUAAUAUUUUUUGGGAAACUUGUUGUAUUAAUAAUUGGUUAUUGGCCACUGCCUAACUCCAUAAAUAAUUGUAUGAGUUUUAAAAAGCAACAUUUUAGGAUCAGUAUUUCUUUAAAAUAAUGGCAUUGCUUGGCAAUCAGUCACCUACAAUUGUUUUAGUACUUAGUGUACAUUAGGAAUGCCAACAGAGGCAAAGGGGGACCAAAUAUAGUUAGUUAAUAUGGGUUGGAAAACAGGAUUGUGCAUUUGGCUUAAUAAACUUUUUUUGAAAAGUUGCAUGAUUGGAAAAAAUAUGUAUACAGUAUCUGUAAAACUGUUUGAUCUGUUUUUGUUUCAAUCCAUACACAACUGGAAGAAUAUUAAAUUCACAGCCUUAUAGUGCAUGGCCGAAUACAAACUGAAAAACUGAACAGUAUCCAUUUUCAUUUGGACUAUGUUUUACUUUAAUUUGAAAGGAGAGGCUAUCAUGUUGCAUUCUUUCUAAGGUUUUUUUUUAAUAAUAAUAAUAAUAAAUGCUGCCCUGGAUGAAUAUACUACCUUGCUACACAAAGAUUGGAAACAAGUUUGUUUUGGGAAUCUCCCCCUUUCCAAAUGAAGUAGAGAUGCAGUGCUUACUCCACUCGGUGUUCGUAGAUAUUGCCUUGUGUAUUCCAUUUUAAAUUGUAAUCUAGUUUGUAAAAGAGAUGGUGACGCAUGUAAAUAAAGCAUAAUGGAUCUCUA
Alligator mississippiensis (American alligator) is the source of this 7783-nucleotide messenger RNA. It is a transcript of the gene FOXO3, whose product is annotated as forkhead box O3. Gene Ontology annotation, molecular function: RNA polymerase II cis-regulatory region sequence-specific DNA binding; DNA-binding transcription factor activity, RNA polymerase II-specific. NCBI's taxonomy places the organism in Eukaryota, Metazoa, Chordata, Crocodylia, Alligatoridae. Gene Ontology annotation, cellular component: nucleus; mitochondrial matrix. The coding region runs from base 1430 to 3376 and encodes 648 amino acids. The transcript is spliced from 3 exons. Gene Ontology annotation, biological process: regulation of transcription by RNA polymerase II. The record is from RefSeq and is a predicted model, not a curated record.